UUUAUUGUGAUUUGUGUUGACAGUGUUGAUGAAGAUGCAGCAGUAUGCAGUUACUCACAUUCACUAACAAUAAUACUUUACAUACACAAACUCAUCUCUACUAUUAUAAACACAUCAACAUCUUUAUAUUGUCAUUCAUAUUCUCUCAUCUCUCUCUCAGUGGAUGUGACUCUGGAUCCUGAUACAGCUCAUCGUAGACUCAUCUUGUCUGAAGAUGGUAAACAAGUGAGAACUAGAGACAAUGAGCAAAAUCUCCCAGAUAAUCCAGAGAGAUUUGAUUAUUGCCACUGUGUCCUGGGAAAAGAGGGAUUCACCUCAGGGAGAUUUUAUUUUGAGGUUCAGGUGAAGGGAAAGACUAACUGGGAUGUAGGAGUGGCCAGUGAAUCUAUUAACAGAAAGGGAAGAAUCACAGCGACUCCUCAGGAUGGACACUGGGUUGUGGUUUUGAGGGAUGAGAGGGAUUAUUCAGCCUUUGCCGGACCCCCUGUCUUGCUGUCUCUGAGGUUGAGUCCACCGAAGGUCGGGGUGUUUGUGGAUUAUGAGGAGGGUUUGGUUUGUUUUUAUGAUGUAGAGUCCAGGUCUCAUAUCUACUCUUUCACUGCUCAAACUUUUACUCAAAAACUUUUUCCAAUAUUUAGCCCAUGUCUUAAUGAUAAAGGUAAAAAUGUAGCACCACUGAUAAUCUCACCUGUUCAUUAUAACAAAUUAAUUUAAAAUCAGUAUUAGGUGUUCAUCUGUGUGUUUUUGUCUUCUGUUUUGUAAUCUAGCCUUUUUCACUUGUAUUUUUAUUUUAAUUCCCUGUUGUGGUCAUGUCUCUCUGUACCCUGCCCUAUUGUGUUUAUCUUUUUAGGGUUAUAUAUAGCAAUGGUGUUUUCUCUGCUUCUGGUUGGUUGUUGGUUUACAUUUCUAGCUUGCUCUGUCUGUUGAAAAAAAAGCUAUCCACCUGUUUUUUGACUUGACUGGCUGUUUAAUGUUUAUUAUGAAAUCCAGGAAGACCGACAUAAUUUGUGCAGUUAGGGGUUGCCAUAAUAGCUGAUAAAAACGCAGUAAAUCUCUACAAAACGUUUGUUUUAACCAUAAUCCAUGCACAAGAACUGAAUGUGUAUGUGGCGCACAAGCACUCAUGAUCUGUAUUUACAAAUCCAUCCAGUAGAACCUUUUAUAGAAACUACCAGUAAACAAUAAAUACAAUCAUUGUUUAAAAACAACUAAUAUUAUGCUGAUAAAAAUAUGCUGAUUUAUUUAUUCUGCUACUAUAUAUUAUUACAAAAAUGCGAUAACAGUACAGAAUAUAUACGUCAUUAUCUGCUUAGUU
Messenger RNA from Paramisgurnus dabryanus, 1315 nucleotides. Lineage: Eukaryota; Metazoa; Chordata; Actinopteri; Cypriniformes; Cobitidae. The record is from RefSeq and is a predicted model, not a curated record.